UAUUAUAAAAAGAUCUUUAAUUUUUUAACCUAGGAAACUUAUUUUCCUGAGAAAAUGCCUACAACAAAGAAAACAUUGAUGUUCUUAUCGAGUUUUUUCACAAGCUUUGGGUCUUUCGUUGUUAUUUGCUCUCUUCUGGCAACACAAGCGUGGGUCACCAGUACAAUUGCCAUCAGUGACUUUGCUUCCAAUGGUAGCAUUGUCAUCAACUAUGGACUUUUUCGUGGUAACAGUAUCCAAGAAUUGGAUCAAGGACUUGCAGAAUCAGACAAAGAUUUUGAAGUUUUAGGAAAAUUGAACAACUCUUCCCAAAAAACCCUGCACUUGGUGGUUAUUCUGUUCCUUGUGCUCAGUCUGUCCACGUCGCUGCUGAGCUCUGGGUUUACCUUCUACAACAGCAUCAGCAACCCCUAUCAGACGUUCUUGGGACCGGUGGGCAUCUACACCUGGAACGGACUCAGUACCUCCUUUAUUCUCCUGACCAUGAUACUGUUUGUGGGGAACACGCAGUCCAAUCAUCUCUCAGAAGAAUUGUCCCAGAUACUUUAUCCAACAGCCAUGCAUAAAGGAGCAACUCACCAUUAUGGGUACUCGUUUUGGCUCAUGUUCCUCGUCAUUCUUCUAAAUAUCAUCACUGUGGUCAUCAUCGUUUUCUACCAGAAGGCCAGAUACCAGCGGAAGCAGGAGCAGAGAAAGCCGAUGGAAUACGCACCGAGGGAUGGAAUUUUAUUCUAAACAGACAUUUUUAUGUCAGCUCCCCUAAGCAGUCACUUCUUAGCUUGUCUGGUAGUCAGCAUGGUGAAUUGAAGCCCUGAAUGACUGUCAUUUUGCAAUCAUGUUCAUUAUCUCAUCAGAGUAUACUAUUCAUAAUGACCUACCCCUUGAAAAGGGUGCCCACGAGGCCGGAGAAGAUGGAUGGGAAGAUGCUGCCAUCCCAUGUAACGUACAAAGCCCUAGAGUGAUUAUGAGCUGAUGGACCUUUUGGAUCUGGUCUUAUUAUUUCAAUUAAACAGGCUUGCAUUAAACAUCUUUCAUCCAAGUAGCUCAAAGCACUUUACCACUUAUGAUCUCAUUGUCCUCAGAAAGGACCAGGUGUCAUCAUCUCCAUUCUAUGCAGAAGAUUUCUGGGUACAGAGGGAUCAGAACUCAUCUUUCCAGGAUGGAGUAUUGGAGGCAAAUGUGAGAUUCAAGGGUAAAUGACCUGGUCUCUACAUCCUCAGUCGCUGACAAACUUGAGCCCAGCAUUGAGCAGAAAUGCUGAAUCUGUGACCCUCAAACCCAUUUUUGAAAUUCCAGGGUGAAAUUCUUUGGAGGGAAGAGAUUUGGAAGUGGAAAGAGGGUCAGGGAGAUGGAAAAAUUAUAACCCUGCAGUCUACAUGCUACAUAGGCUAAAUACUGUAUUUUUGAUUGAAAAAGAUUGUAGUGAAUGGAAGUGAAACAUUGCAGCAAGUUCUAGCAACAAGUCCAUCACCCAAGCGUCUGUGAUUUCCUGCAGCGUAGACACAGAUGUAGCUGUUCAGAUGGAAACGCUUCACCUGCCAGCAGCCUCCCGCACUGCUGGGUGCUGAGGAAGAAAUGAUUGAGAACACUGUGGUUUUGCAGGCAUACCCAGAAUCAAGCCAGAGCAGACAAUGGAACCCAGGCCUUGGGUGGCCCUCUAAGAACAGGUGGGUGAACAGGCUCAUGGUUUUAUCAGAAGACAGUGGGCAACCAGGAAAAUUAAAAUACCACCAGAAUGGAUUUGACCUUCUUUGCCAGUGGGAUGUAUUCUCAGAAAAUCACUUUGAGAAUCUUUUGCACUUGAGUGUCCCACAAAUAAGCCAGGUGAAACAUCAAAGGAUUCUGAAAUAAUUGCCUCUCACAUCUUAAUGGAAUGAGUCAAAAGGAGCAGAAUUCCCUUGGUGAAAUUUGCAAAGCAGAAGCUCUUUGGACAAAAAGAUAGACAAUUUGUGAAGGAAAAAGUGAUUAAUGACCUUUGCUCUUAGUUUUUUUUUUUUUAGAAGUCAGUCUUAGAAAUAAGAUUUUUCAUUCAAGGAAUAUUCACUGAGUACCAGGCUCCAUGUCACCCCGAGCCCUGGGCUGUCACGGAGCCCACCCUUCAGCUGUCAGAACAGACACAUUCCAUUUAAAGCAGGUAGUUAGUUCCCAAAUUGUGCUCAUUCUCUGAAAGGUCAGUUCUCUGUAGUCUCCCACCCAAAACUCGUACUAAUU
This is a messenger RNA of Choloepus didactylus (southern two-toed sloth), 2211 nucleotides long. It is a transcript of the gene CLRN3, whose product is annotated as clarin 3. Bases 55 to 735 code for a protein of 226 amino acids. NCBI's taxonomy places the organism in Eukaryota, Metazoa, Chordata, Mammalia, Pilosa, Megalonychidae. The record is from RefSeq and is a predicted model, not a curated record. The transcript is spliced from 3 exons.